Molecule: messenger RNA, 995 nt
Organism: Dichomitus squalens LYAD-421 SS1
Lineage: Eukaryota; Fungi; Basidiomycota; Agaricomycetes; Polyporales; Polyporaceae
Exons: 3
Coding region: 267-707 (146 amino acids)
Source: RefSeq, a predicted model, not a curated record
CAUUCCAGAUAGACUGAGUGCUCACGCGCCACACGCUAUAAGGCCAUGCGGACACUCGUUGCUACUGCAACAAGUGUGCCCACUGCGCCUGUCUACUCGACGCGCUCACACAGGAGUUGCUCUUCGCUCCACAGCCCUCAAACUUUACUUCCGCAGUCUACUUAGGCUCGCGUCCGUUCAUUGCAUCUCCAUAAGCUAUUCGUAUUAUUGUUCUCCAACAUCCCUACUUUCGCCGUCUUCCAAAUUCUGAUUUAACUGUACACACUAUGUUCCUCUUCCGCGCCGUCUUCAUCAUCACGACUGUCUUCAUGGCUUUUGUUGCCCAAGUGAGCGCCAUCCCACCUCUCACUCGGUUCAUGUUGGAUGCCGUCCCCGAUGGGUCCGAGAGUGCCGCGGACUCCAACUCCAACGCUGUCGUGGCCCCGGGCGAUCCCGGUGCAGACACGUCUGCAUCUGUCGACCAGGAUGUUCCGAUUGCUGUCGAAAGCUCCCCUGUGCAAGAGGACACCGCAGUUGAAUCCUCCGCUGUAGCCUUAGCCGCAGAGCCUAGCGCUGCAGACAUUGCUGCGUCAUCGGCUGUUUCCGUACCUUCUGCUGUAGUCGGUGCCCAACUCGCUCAGGCGAAUGCUGCUGGGCACCUUGGCGUACUCGGAAGCACCAGCGUCCUCGUCGGCUUCGUCGUCGCAGGCAUCGUCCUCGCGAUCUGAGCUGCAUUCGCUCACUCCAUCGAUCGCUCGUAGAUCAUCUUCUCCUCCCGGACCCGCGUACGCUAGACGUAUCGAUACAUCUCGCCUUUCCCCGGAUCCUUGCCCCUCUUCUUCUCGCAUUAGUAUCAGUUGAUCUACUACGCUUCGCGUCUCGCAGAUCGGCCGACGUGCGCUUUACUUCUGAGAUUACUACCUUACAUGUUCUGCUUUGCUCUGUAUUGCCUCCACGAUAUCCUUCCUCCUGGUUCCGCGCGUCGCCUUGUCGUAUUGCUGUCUCCAUAGCCUCCC